AUGUUUCGAACUCUAAGAAACGCGGAGAAUGAGCGUCAGACAAAAUUGGAGAAGGAAAGAAUCAAAGGUUACGUUCACUUGACGCAUAGAUCAGUAAAGGAGAUUAAGUAUGAAGCUGAUUUUGAAGUACCAGCAAAUUUUGGUGAGAUUGGUGCUGUUCUUGUGGAAAAUGAGCAUAAAAGAGAAUCAUUUAUGAAAGAAAUUGUUCUAGAUGGCUUUCUCACUGGUCCUAUUAAAUUUUCUUGUGAUUCUUGGGUUCAUUCCAAGUUUGACAACCCUGAUUUGAGAGUAUUUUUCUCCAACAAGUGCUAUUUGCCAUUUGAAACACCGGAAGGAUUGAAAAGGUUAAGAGAAGGCGAACUGGUAGCCUUACGAGGCAACGGACAAGGCGAACGAAAGGUUUUUGAACGUAUAUAUGACUACGAUGUGUACAAUGAUCUCGGAAAUCCAGACAAGGAUCCUGGUCUCAAGAGAUCUGUUCUUGGUGGCAAAGAACAUCCGUACCCGAGACGCUGUAGAACUGGAAGGCCUCGUUGCACUAAAGAUCCCUUGUCUGAGAAGCCAAGUGACAAAGUCUAUGUUCCACGAGACGAAAGCUUCUCUGAUGUAAAGCAAGCUACAUUUUCUGUAAAUACGUUAAAGUCGGCUCUCCACGCGCUUGUGCCUGUUUUAAGAACAUCUGUAGUUGACAAGAAUCUUGGAUUCCCUAUUUUCUCAGCCAUAGAUGAUCUUUUCAAUGAAGGAUAUAACUUGCCUUCUCAACAACAAAAGGAUUUGAAGACUAUUUUGCCAAGGUUGGUUAAGCUUGUUCAAGAUAUAAUGGAAGAAGAAGAAACUUACCAAGAUGGACAAGAUGAACAGAUAACGGCGGCGACGACUGAAGAAGACGGAACGAACGGCGGCGACGACUGA
Molecule: messenger RNA, 912 nt
Organism: Vicia faba (fava bean)
Lineage: Eukaryota; Viridiplantae; Streptophyta; Magnoliopsida; Fabales; Fabaceae
Source: the annotation of a GenBank genome assembly